AUUGCCCAUAAAUUACGCCUAAUAUAUAAUUUGGGUUGUACAUAGAAAUAAUGCAUGUAUCUUAGUUGGGGAUAAAAAUAAUGGGUGCCAAUAAUUAUAAGAUUAUCUAUACAUCCAUGACUAAUCACGUCGGUAACGUGCAUGUCAGUACUUUCAAGAAAAAGUCUUAUAAAAGCCUUUUUUUCUUCCACAGAUAUAAACAAGUUUCAUACUUCAAAUCACACCUUCUUCUUCGGAAUAUCAAUUUCAUCCCUUCAAAAAUAUGCAAAAACAGAGUCAUAGCCAUUUCAAGCCAGAGAGAUCAUGGUUCCUCGUUAUAGCAUUAGUAGGUUUAUUAGGAGGUGCACUUUUCAUUUCAUUGUUUCUGAAAACGUCAAACAAUUGGAUCCUUUGCAACAACAAUAAAGCUCCAAGCAUGGGAAAAUAUCUUGUCGAUGAUCAUGGAAAGAACUUGAAUCCACAACAACUCCAACUCAAUGCCAUUUUACACUACGCCACAUCACGAGUGAUACCUCAACAAAAUAUCAACGAAAUCAGGAUAUCUUUUGACGUUCUGAAAAAUCGGACUCCUUGUAAUUUUCUUGUAUUUGGUCUAGGCCAUGAUUCACAAAUGUGGGCAUCAUUUAAUUCCCGUGGAAACACAUUGUUCCUAGAGGAAGAUCCGAAAUGGGUUGAGACCAUACUAAAAGAUGCCCCUUUCCUUCAUGCUGACACCGUGAAAUAUCGUACAAUGUUAUCGGAGGCCGAUGAGCUAGUGGAACAUUACCAUAAAGAACCAGAUUGUUCUGCCAAAAAAUCAUUUAUUCGUGGCAAUCAUGGCUGUAAAUUAGCAUUAGAUAUGUUACCAGAUGAAAUUUACAAUAAAGAAUGGGAUCUAAUUAUGAUAGAUGCACCAAGAGGGUAUUUUGCAGAAGCACCUGGUAGAAUGGCAGCUAUUUAUUCGGCAGCUGUUAUGGCAAGAAAUAGGAAAGGAAAAGGGGUUACACAUGUGUUUUUACACGAUGUGGAUCGUAAGGUAGAGAAGAUUUAUGCUGAGCUCUUCUUGUGUAGGAAAAAUUUGGUCAAAGGAGUAGGAAGACUUUGGCAUUUUGAGAUUCCUCCUGCUUCUAAUGUGGGAAACAGUUUUUGCUAGAAUUUAUUAAUGCCCUUUCUUUACAAUUUUCCUUCCGUUUCUUUUCAUUCCCAAUGUUAUUUAAAUAAUCGCA
Molecule: messenger RNA, 1205 nt
Organism: Solanum dulcamara
Lineage: Eukaryota; Viridiplantae; Streptophyta; Magnoliopsida; Solanales; Solanaceae
Product: probable methyltransferase At1g27930
Exons: 1
Coding region: 263-1132 (289 amino acids)
Biological process (GO): xylan biosynthetic process
Source: RefSeq, a predicted model, not a curated record